Messenger RNA from Paramuricea clavata, 2538 nucleotides. The record is from the annotation of a GenBank genome assembly. Lineage: Eukaryota; Metazoa; Cnidaria; Anthozoa; Malacalcyonacea; Plexauridae.
AUGUUAAAGACAUUAUGUUUUUCAAUGCUGGUUUUGGUGGUAGCCUACAUGUUACCAUCCGAUGACUCGCAGCGCUAUCGUCACGGUUCAUUCGCUCCAGUUCGUGAAAGGUGUAAAGCUGUAUGGUAUGUGGACGGCGAAGAUUACAUGUCUGCUGUAGGCGAGGCUAUCAUGACAGCCGAGACAGAAAUCAUGAUUACUGACUGGCAAAUGAAUCCUGAAAUCUUCAUGAAAAGACCUGAUUCUGGAGUUGAUGGUUUAGAAUGGCGACUGGACAAUAUGCUGUUAAGAAAGGCUGAAAAUGGUGUUAAAGUGAAAAUAUUAUUAUACAAGGAAAUGAAACAAGUUUUAGAUCUUGGAAGUGAUCACGUCGUAGAAGUGUUUAAAAAGCUUAAAAAGCAUAAAAAUAUCGAAGUUCACCGUCAUCCUGGUUUCUUUACUGGAUUACUGGUUUUGUUUCGGUGGAGUCAUCAUGAAAAGAUGGUCAUUGUUGAUGGCAGUAUUGCAUUUGUUGGUGGCAUUGAUCUCUGUUACGGACGCUGGGACACUCGCAAACAUGAUCUGAUGGAUAAUUAUCCCGUUCAUCCUGAUGUACACGGAAGCCAUGAUUCGGAUGAUAACCCACGUAAUCAUGAAUUGAUGGAUGACUAUCGCGUUCAUUCUGCUUUAGAUGAAAGCCAGACUUUGAAUGAUAAUUCACAUAAAUAUGCUCGGUGGAUUGGCAAGGAUUACAGAAAUACGUUUUACAAUAAGGAGAAGAAAACGGACUUGGAGAAACCAUUGGAUGGUUACGAUGGAGUUGAAAGAAAUGAAAUUCCUCGCAUGCCUUGGCAUGAUGUAAGCUGUGCAUUCACUGGAGAAGCCGUACAAGAUGCUGUGCAACAUUUCACAGAUAGAUACAAUGCUAUAACAAAACCUUGGUGGCGAAGAUUUUCGGAUUUCUUUCGUCAAUACUUUCAGAGUAUUAACCAAUUAAAGCAAUCUACCAAAAGCAACAAUACAAAAGCAGAAGAAAUCGUGUCAAAUUCCGGUGGCUACAACGUGAAAAUUCAACUCCUGAGAUCUGUGGACAACUGGUCAGCUGGUCAGAAACAUGAAGCAUCAAUAUAUAACACUUAUCUAGUUGCGAUAAAGAAUGCUCAACACUUCAUUUAUAUUGAAAAUCAGUUCUUCAUUUCAUCGCAAAAGGGUUUUUUACGAAAAGUUCAAAAUGAUAUCCAAGCAGCAUUGGUUGAAAGAAUUAUCCGUGCUCACAGAGCCAACGAAGAUUUCCAUGUUAUGGUCAUCACCCCUCUGAAACCUGAAUUCCCUGGUGAUUGGGACGCCGAUGAUUGGACCGGAGAAACUCUACGAGCAGUGGCAUUUUGGAAUCAAGCCACUAUCUACCAUGGAGAAGACUCGUUAUUUAGUAAGCUUGAGAAAGAGAAUAUUCCGAAAGAAACUGCUAUGAAGUACUUCUCUGUGUAUAGCUUACGUAAAUAUGAUUUGAUUGGAAAACAUUUUGUUACUGAGAUCGUGUAUGUGCACAGUAAGAUCAUGAUCGUUGAUGAUCGUAAGGCAAUUAUUGGAUCUGCAAAUAUCAAUGAUCGCAGUAUGCUGGGAGGUCGAGAUUCCGAAAUUGCAGUUAUGAUAGACGAUUUAGAUUUCGUUGAUGGUAACAUGAACGGUAUAGGAUACAAGAUGGGAAAGUUUGCUCAUAGUUUGAGAUGUGAUCUACUUAAAGAGCAUUUAGGAUUGGUCGGUAAGAGCGAGGAUGAAUUUGACAUAAGAAUCAACGAUCCACUGGCCGAAAGUUUUAUUAAAGGUGUACAUGAUCGGGCAAUAAAAAAUACUCGUAUGUUUCUAGAAGCAUUUGGUCAAGGUUUACUUCCAAGAGAGGAUGUGGAGGAUUUUGAAGCGUUAAAACGUUAUAAAGAUAUUCCUUUGCCUCGUAAAAAUACACCACAGGCCAGACAAAUUCUGAAGAAGAUAACAGGAACCCUAGCGAAUCAUACCCACACAUUCCUGAAGAAAGAACUUAAACCUUCCAAAUUCCUAGAUUCUGUGAUGAUGAAUAGCAUGGCGGUAGAUGCCAACCGAAACGCCGUGUGUGUUUGUAUUCUGGCCAAAGCUGGUGAAGAUACCUUGGUGUUUCUGGUGAAGUGGGCCGCAAGAGGACAAGAUCGUUAUAUAUGGGAUUUCCCAAUAUUUUUUGUCGAAACAGAUUCAUCGGACGACAAAGUCAUCGUGACUAAGGGAGAGGAAUUUGUAAGGAAAGAAUUUGAGAUAACUUUAUCUGAGGACCAAGGUCUAUCCAACCUUAAACGGGAUGUUUAUCCGUUGUAUAGCACAUAUAAAUUUCAGGAAAUUUUAUUUGUCUUGGCUGCAGAGCCAAAGAAGUUGACUGGUGAAUCAGCGAAUGGUCAAAGCACAAAGUGGUUGCGACCGUCUGAGGUACAGGAAAUAGCUGUUUCAACUGAAGAUUAUAGUUGGGUGCACAAUUUUGAACCACCGGCAUAUUUUAACAGAAAGCGACAUACAAAAAAGAGUGCAUUCUGA